This is a messenger RNA of Cetraspora pellucida, 564 nucleotides long. The record is from the annotation of a GenBank genome assembly. Lineage: Eukaryota; Fungi; Glomeromycota; Glomeromycetes; Diversisporales; Gigasporaceae.
AUGAAACUUGCAAUCAUUACAUUUCUUGAAAAGCACUCUAGUAAUAGUGUUCAUGCAACUGCUACACAUUUCAAUAUAGAACCAAAGCAAGUUAGAGAUUGGCAAAGUAAAAAAGAAAAUUUAAUGCAUGUUUUAUUUCAUAUUAGAAAGUUAAAUAACGAAAGACCACCAAAGUAUCCUAAAUUAGAAAAUGAAAUUUAUGGUUGGAUGUGGCAUUAUUAUAAUGAUUGGCUAGAUAAUAGUAUUUUAACUUAUACUAAGACAGGUUGUAUUCAACACUCUGCAUAUAAUUUGGUUGCUCAAUGGAUACUUCAGGCAUGGAAUAAUAUUAAUCCUAACCUUAUACGAAAAGCUUUUAAGUGUUGUGUAGAGGUAAUUAAUCUUAUGAGUAAAGAUAAUACUGACAAUGAAGCUGAAGCUGAUCCUAUUUAUGAAGCUGAAGCUGAUCCUAUUCAUAAAUAUGAAGCUGAUUCUGAUAAUGAUAAUGAAGUUACUUUUAAUAGUAGAAGUGAAGAUGAUUAUUAUAAAGCAGAAGAAAUUAAUUAUAUUAAUGAUUGGACAUAA